Messenger RNA from Coffea arabica (coffee), 1127 nucleotides. RefSeq names its product AT-hook motif nuclear-localized protein 24-like. The record is from RefSeq and is a predicted model, not a curated record. Lineage: Eukaryota; Viridiplantae; Streptophyta; Magnoliopsida; Gentianales; Rubiaceae. Gene Ontology annotation, biological process: vegetative to reproductive phase transition of meristem. Gene Ontology annotation, molecular function: DNA-binding transcription factor activity; minor groove of adenine-thymine-rich DNA binding. Gene Ontology annotation, cellular component: nucleus.
GAUUUCAAUCUUCAGCAAUUCCACCACCAGACCCAUAAUUCAGAAGAUGAGCACAGCGGCACCAGCGGCCUAAACAUGGGCCAAAAGCGAGAUCGCGAGGAAAAGAAUGACAUCAACGGUGGCGAUGGCAAAGAUGGAGGAAGCUCAGCUGGAGACGGAGGAGAAAUCACAAGGCGGCCUCGCGGCAGACCAGCUGGAUCCAAGAACAAACCUAAACCCCUCAUUAUCACCCGUGACAGCGCGAAUGCGCUAAGAACCCACGUUAUGGAAAUCGCAGAUGGAUGCGAUAUCAUGGAAAGCGUGGCGAAUUUCGCCAGGAGACGCCAAAGAGGGGUAUGCAUCAUGAGUGGAACUGGCACCGUAACGAACGUUACGCUUAGGCAACCGGCUUCACCGGGUGCUGUAGUGACAUUGCACGGCCGGUUCGAGAUCUUAUCCCUUGCGGGGUCUUUCUUACCCCCACCAGCUCCUCCGGCCGCGACAACCCUGACUAUAUACUUAGCUGGUGGGCAAGGGCAAGUGGUGGGGAAGUGUUUUGGAGCACUUAUGGCAUCAGGGCCUGUUGUCAUCAUGGCUGCUUCCUUCAGCAAUGCUGCAUAUGAGAGACUUCCACUAGAUGAAGAUGAGAGUUCGCUGCAAAUGCAAGGAGGAUCACUGGGAUCUCCAGGAGCGGUUGGAGGGCAGCAGCAGCAGCAGCAGCAGCAGCAGCAAUUGAUGGCGGACCCUUCUUUGUUUAGCAUGCCUCCUAAUCUUUUCAACUCGGUUCAAUUGCCUAAUGAAGCUUAUUCUACUGGUCGCCCUCCAUUCUAACUCAUAACAGGUUAUGAAUUGAUUUAAGGGGAUGAUACUCUAUGACAUUAAGAAGAGUGCUUUUGCUUGGACAAAAUCAUUUGACUGUUUGAAUGGUUAGGUGGCAUGUCAUGAUGCUAUAUUUACGAGAAGAUAGAAAAUGGAAGUAUGGGCUUUAGAAAAUUGCAGUUUCCAACAUUUUUCCCAUUCUGAUGAAUGUUAGAGUUUAUUGGGUUGAACAAUGUAGAGACUAGAGAGCCUUUAUUAAGAGAGUCAUAUAUUCUGGACAUGUGCACAGUUUCAAACGAGCUCCUUUUCGAGGCAAUGCAGCGGUUACA